CUCAACUUCAUUAUACCAACUCUACCAACCACAACACAAAAAAAACCCACAGAUCGCUGCCCGGCGGUGGUCUUUACCCUCAAUCCUCCCUUCAUAACCAUCAGAUCACUUUCGAGUGGUCUGUCCAACCGCCAAGACGUUUUCCAACUUGUUGCCCUCGUCUCACCACCCGUUCAACGGUAGCCGACGCUCUUCCCCUCCUGGAGGAGCAUCGGAAGCACCCAAAACACAGUAAAUUGGCUAUAAAUUAGACCACUGCGUCAAACCUCAAUACUCUUUUUUCCAAUCACUCUUUGGCCAAUUUCAAGCCUUUCCAAAGACGCCAUGGCACCUCACGCAGAAGUCGGCGUCGGCUCCAUGAACGGGUACAGUGCAACCGCAACUUCCUCACCGCAGGACUUUUUCACCGUCGACUCGCCCAAUGUCAAGUACACCGACGACAAGAUCGAAAGCAAGUAUGUCUAUCGCACCACUGCUGUCACCAAGGGUGCCGAUGGCAAGUACAAGGCCGCUCCCAAGGAAACCGUCUACGAUUUCCAGGUCGACCGCAAGGUUCCCAGGACCGGUAUGAUGUUGGUGGGCUGGGGUGGCAACAACGGUUCCACCGUCACCGCAGGUAUCAUCGCCAACCGCCGCAACCUCGCCUGGGACACCCGUGAAGGUCCGCGCGCCGCCAACUACUACGGCUCCGUCAUCAUGGGCUCGACCAUGAAGUUGGGCACCGAUGCCGAGACUGCCGAGGAGAUCAACAUCCCCUUCCACAACGUCUUGCCCAUGGUGCACCCCAACGACCUGGUCGUCGGUGGCUGGGACAUUAGCAGCAUGAACAUUGCCGCCGCCAUGGACCGCGCUCAGGUCCUGGAACCCACAUUGAAGGCCCAGGUGUACAAGGAGAUGUCCCAGAUGAAGCCAUUGCCAAGCAUCUACUACCCUGACUUCAUUGCCGCCAACCAGGGUGAUCGUGCGGACAACGUUCUGCCAGGUUCCAAGGCGUGCAUGGCUCACGUGGAACAGAUCAGAAAGGACAUCAGCGAUUUCAAGGCGCAAAACAACUUGGACAAGGUCAUUGUCAUGUGGACCGCCAACACGGAACGUUAUGCCGACAUCAUCCCCGGCGUCAACGACACUGCCGAGAACUUGAUGAAGGCCAUCGAGACCGGCCACGAAGAAGUCUCUCCUUCGACCGUCUUCUCUGUGGCUUGUAUCCUCGACAAGGUCCCCUUCAUCAACGGUUCUCCUCAGAACACCUUUGUGCCAGGUGCCAUCGACCUUGCUGAGAAGCACGGUGCGUUCAUCGGUGGUGAUGACUUCAAGUCUGGCCAGACCAAGAUGAAGUCCGCAUUGGUUGACUUUUUGAUCAAUGCCGGUAUCAAGCUCACUUCCAUCUCCAGCUACAACCAUCUGGGCAACAAUGACGGCAAGAACUUGUCGUCGCAGAAGCAAUUCCGCUCCAAGGAGAUCUCCAAGAGCAAUGUUGUCGACGACAUGGUCGCAGCCAACUCUGUCUUGUACAAGAAGGACGAGCAUCCGGACCACUGCGUCGUAAUCAAGUACAUGCCAGCAGUCGGCGACAACAAGCGUGCUCUCGAUGAGUACUAUGCUGAGAUCUUCCUUGGUGGUCACCAAACCAUCAGCAUCUUCAACGUGUGCGAGGACUCUUUGCUCGCAUCGCCAUUGAUCAUUGACUUGGUCGUUGUCGCCGAAAUGAUGACUCGUAUCUCAUGGAAGAGUGAAGCAGCUGGUGAUUACAAGGGUUUCCACAGUGUAUUGAGUAUCUUGAGCUACAUGCUCAAGGCACCGCUCACUCCUCCUGGCACGCCUGUCGUCAACGCCUUGGCCAAGCAGCGAAGUGCCUUGACCAACAUCUUCCGUGCCUGUGUCGGUCUUCAACCCGAGUCCGAUAUGACCCUCGAACACAAGCUGUUCUAGGUUAGUAUCUGACAGAAUAUCUCGGGUCAAGGUUGCAAGUAAUGUGUGUCACAAAAAAUUCCAUGGCAGUCUUUUGUUGUGGUGUUGAGCCCUAAUUUUCGGGGAGACUAGACAGUAUGAAAGGGGUUGAGGGCGGCUAGACUGCUUUAUGGGCUUUUUUGGGUCUCGAAUUCCUUGCAUUGCAUUGCGAGCAGAGCAGUAGCGGACAUGAUUGGAGGUGGUGUUGUGGGUGAUUCUCAAGAAAGUCUCGAACGAAAUUUCGAGAAUGGUAUGAGAGUCGUUAACUACAUGUGACUCUCCUUGGUUGUCAACCCCCAGGUUGCACAGAUGUCUUUGCUUUUUUGUGUUUUGAUUUUGAUGACAAACUCCAGACAUUCCUUUGAAGGCCAUAAUAGUACAAAGUAGCCUGAAUAACACACAGAGAUACAAUAUAUUGGCUUCUGCUAUA
Messenger RNA from Exophiala oligosperma, 2377 nucleotides. RefSeq lists its product as uncharacterized. Bases 325 to 1929 code for a protein of 534 amino acids. The transcript has 4 exons. Gene Ontology annotation, biological process: phospholipid biosynthetic process; inositol biosynthetic process. Gene Ontology annotation, cellular component: cytoplasm. Lineage: Eukaryota; Fungi; Ascomycota; Eurotiomycetes; Chaetothyriales; Herpotrichiellaceae. The record is from RefSeq and is a predicted model, not a curated record. Gene Ontology annotation, molecular function: inositol-3-phosphate synthase activity.